Molecule: messenger RNA, 3036 nt
Organism: Tuber melanosporum (Perigord truffle)
Lineage: Eukaryota; Fungi; Ascomycota; Pezizomycetes; Pezizales; Tuberaceae
Exons: 4
Coding region: 1-2745 (914 amino acids)
Source: RefSeq, a predicted model, not a curated record
AUGGCCAAGUCCCGCAUCUCAAGAAUAGACAGCGACUCAUUCGACCCAGCAAUCGGUUGGGAAACGAUCGACUUUCCCGACCCGACGGCCUACUCCUCGACGCACCCUUCAUCCCCUGGAUCGCCCUACGCGCCCCCGGGUUUUCAGCACGGAUAUUAUGGUGGUAGUGGGUACGGACAUAGGCACAGUCCCUCGCAAACGGAGGAGUUUUCCCGAACCCGCCAUGGCGAACCAGCCUUAUCCUCACCCGAGAUAUCCCCACAGAUGCGUGCGAUUCCCGAAGACGGGAUACCGGAAUCUCUGCGUAUAACGUCCCCUAUAUCACCCACCUUCCCACGCUUCGGCAACCCAUCCCUGAAUCCACCCGGCGCCGCAGCGUCCACGCAAACGUACGGUUUCCAGACAAACUCGCAUAAGCGACGGAGCGCCAUUGAGAACUCUGUCCCGCAGCCGCCCCCACCCACUGCUGGCGGUUACAAUAAGAAUAAUAAUGGUAAUAACAGGAAUUCGGUUGCCUAUGAUAUCCCCGCUCCACCGCCGCCCCCUACGGUCCCUAUGGAUUUUGACGACACGGAUUACGAGCGCGUGAGGCUUACCGAGCAUCAGACCUCGUAUGAAGGUGGUGGUGGAGGUGGCGAGUAUCUUGCCUCCAGAGGGUGGGGUGGGCCCGGUCGGCAGCCAAGCAUGGCUAAGCGAUUGGGUGAUAAGAUCCUUGGCACGGUGAAAGGGCGGGGAUCGAGGUUGAGUGCCAGGAGUUAUUUGGGGGGCAUUAGGGAUCGGGGAGGGGGCUUUGGAGAUGGAGGAGGCGAGGCAAAUUAUGCAAAGGUUGUUGAGAGGGAUGAUGAGGAGCCUGUCGGUUAUGAUAUUAGUACUUUUGGUGCAGAUUUUAUUCCCCCUCCGGCGGCCAAGGCUAUGGAGGAUUACAAUAUGGACGCAGACUAUGCUUAUACUGGUACUGGCGAAGUGAUAGAUUUAUCCUCUUUUGGGGGUGGGGGGGAUAGUGACGAGCGGACUGAUUCUGAUGUAUUUUCCCUCCAUCGGGCGGGGACAAUGGAAAACACCGACAAACAAUCCUACUACUUCCCACCUAACCGUGUAAUUCCCAAUUGGAAACCCGUAUCCAUGCGCCCCUGGUUCAUAGCCUGCCUCCUCCUCUGCUCCCUCGCACUAAUGGCCUGCGUGGAAACCCUAUAUCAAUUUUCCGACAGGGGCCUAAUCCGUGGAAACGGAAGAAAAGGAAUCAUAUCCUUCAAGCGCGUAGACCAAGACUUGACAAUGGUAGGCUUCGCGAUGUGGAAAUACCUCCCGACAUUAAUAGCCGUAAUAUACGGUAUCCUCUGGAAAAUCACGGAUACGGAGGUGAAGCGUACGGAGCCGUAUUACCAACUCAGCAAGGGAUCCAAUGGAGCUCUCGCGGCAAGUACCUUGAACAUCGAAUACCAGACCUUCUGGAGUUUGCUCGUUCCCGUCGCCGCGAUACAGCACCGUCAAUGGCUCGUGGUGGCUUCAUCCGUGGCAUCACUGCUGGCAUUCGCCCUUGUCCCCGUGUUGCUAUCCGCAUUCAUCGAAAUUACCCCGUCCCAGCGCGCGCGCAGGAAGAUGAUGUCAGAGGCGGGCGAGAAACUGGUUGACGCGCAAAUCGAAAAGACAAUAGUUGUUGAUAAGGUUUUUUCCCGACUCCUCGAGGCCACCGUAGCCAUAAUCUUCUUUUUGGGCGUGGGGAUGUUGGUCGUUUUAUCCCGCCGUCGUUCUGGCCUGCUAGGAGACCCGAGUGGAAUUGCGGGGGUCGCUGCAAUGGCAAACAAAUCGCACAUUCUAAUGGACUUCAAAGACCUAGACUCCGCCUCCGAAGAGACGAUCCACAAGCAACUCAACAAACGAACCUACGUCCUACACAAGGGUGCCCUCUGGCAAGCCCAAUUCCUCAAGGAAAACGAACGUGAUGUAAACGCACCCAAGGCAAUGAACCCGCACCCGCUCAUCCUCCGGCUGAAGGGCGGCCUCCCGUUCAUCGGCUUCCUCCUCGCACUUGCUGGGGUGCUGACACCACUAGCCUACGGCCCACUCACCAUAGUAGUGGACCAAACCCCCUGGGUCCUGACCGGCAUAUCCGUCCUGAUAAAGUCCAUCUGGGAAAUCGUGGAGAAGGACAUGCGCAUGCUGGAGCCCUUCUGGGUCCUGUUCAACAGGCACGCGCCGAGCAGUGUUUUAACGCUAGACUACUCCGCCACUAUUCCCGGAUUUCUGGUGCUCAAGGCCGCUAGCAAGGGACAUUUCCUCCUGGCAUGGGUAGGCUUUGUAUCCCUCCUCGUGGAAGUCCUCACCGUGGUAAUGGGUUCGCUGGACAGUGGUGGCGGCGAGGAGUCCGACCUCAGCUUCACUGUGUCCUUCGUUCUGGCCGUUAUAAUCCUGUCCGUGACAAUCCUAACAAUGAGCCUCGUGCUGCAUCUUCGCCGAUCCCCGUUCCUUCCCCGCCAGCCCGGGACCAUAUCAUCGGUGCUGGCGUUCAUACACCAGAGCAAGAUGCUGGUGGACUUUGAAGGCACAGAGGAGGAGAGCACUGCCGUGCGGAAGAAGAAACUUAGACGGCUGGGACAUACUUAUGGCUUCGGCUGGUUCAAGGGACGCGACGGGGUGAGGCAUCUGGGUAUUGACCAUGAGGAGCUAUUGCAAGGAUAUAAGUUUGGGAAGAAUGCGCUGGAUGGGGUACUCGACAGGGUGGAUUGGGAGCAUUAUUCUGUCUAGUUGGAUGGGGGGGAUGGAGAGGUGGAGGUUGUUGGGGGAGAGAGAGGGAGGGGGUGUUUCAUUUGGCUUUAGCUUGGCUCUGGCGUUUACGUUGCCUAUUUUCUGUCUUAUUCUUCAGGAACAUAUUGUCUCACCUAUUGGUUAGUUGGUUAGAUAUUCCUUCUUCUUCUUGUUCUUAACUUGUACUAUUUGAUUUCUUCACUUUACUUUGUCAGUUCUCACUAUAUCUGGUUGGUUGGUGGAAACGGCAGGAAGGAAGGAGGGAGUCAAGUGAGAUCAUGUCAAUUUCGU